UAAUCGCUCGGCCUGACAGCGAUCGCCUCUUCCUACUCUCUCUUCCUCGAUUCCUUCACAAUCUGCGUCGUAGGAGCUACGUUGUGUGUGAAUUAGAACUCUUCGUCGUAGAAUUUGUGUCGUAUUGUCACAAAAAUGGCCGCGUCUUGUUCUAUAUAGCGUUUUUGGGGUGUAUCGGCGUGCGUGGAAGCGGAGCAGAGCUUUGCAGAUUGCUGUGUUGAAGUCGGUGUGUCGUGUGUUCUCCCUCUUGCCGAGUGGCCCUGCACAUUCCUUUUGUAGAUCUGAGAUGUCCAUUAAUGACAUUUCGACUUGCCUCAAAGGAGGUAAGAGCUGCGGCGGUGGACGAGAAGAGGAUGCGAGCAACUUGCUAUGGUGCCAGCAUUGUGGUAUAGCCUUAUGCUUUGACUGUGACACAUACUUGCAUAACUUAAAGAGCUCCAAACACGGGCAUCUUCGAGUUUUGCUGCCUGCUUCACGGACUGCGUCGGUGCGAAAAUGUGAACAUGGGCUAGAUGGCGGCAGCAACGUGCGCAUUGAUUUGAUUCAGAAACCUUCUCUCUCUAAGAAGAAGAACAAGAAGAGAGCUUCGAAAAGUAAGGUGAGAGGUUCCUCUGCAACCUCUAAUCCAGAGACAGGACGCAGAUCUGCUUCUUCUCAAACCGAUAUAUCAGAUGGGGGGUUUGCGAUCACGUUAUGCGAUGUUGGAGAUCUUACCGUCCAAGAGUCGGAAACAUCUGAUUCCUCAUCAGAUGCGCUCUCUUCGUAUUGCGAGAAAACGGCGUCGAGCUCGUUGAAACUUCGAAGGUCUGCCUUACGAGGUGGGCAUGAGGAAGCCGGUCUGGGGCCACGUCCAAAACUGUAUGUGACUUGGCAUCCAGAUGUAACUGAUCCUAUAUGCAGUAUAGUUUCACAUACUGUUGGACAUAGACAUGGUCCUGCUUUCUUGUCACGUCGAAGUCAACAAAAGCACAUGCGUCAGAAAAACAAAUCCUCGUCGAAGUCUCAGGCUCGAGCGAAGAAGCAGGAGAAAAAGCUCAAGAAGAGCGAAGUUGUACAUACUGGGUCUGAACUGCCAUGCGAUUCCAUGAUGAACCGGGAGACAGAACCUGAAUCAAGUAAAGUAUCAAGCCCCUGUACCAACGAGAAGUCGACUGAUUGUACAAGGAGCUGUUGUGCAUAUUGUAUAGACGGACAGAGCUUAUGUGAUUGUGUACAUAUGCCCUGCAAGAGCAAUGAUCGUAACCUAAAACCCACACUUCCUAAGGAUGUCAUAAACUCAGAAAAUCACACCGACAAAAUUGUUCAAGAUCCGAGCACGAUGGAAGUGGAAGAGCAGAAGUCCAUGUUAGCGACUGAAGAUGGGAGUCGUAAUGAAACUCUCCCAGAGGACUACCGCCGACUGCUUGCAAGCAUGCUUCAUGCUGCCACAUCGCUCGGACAGAAUCAGUCAUCCAAUGCUAAUACGAAAUAUGAAGCAGUUGCGGGGCUUUUCAGGGACAUGGAGAUGCAUGCUUCUGGUGCCAACUUGUCCAGACCUGAAGUGGUGUUUAAGCAAUUAACACGAGACAAAAUCUCAGCGUGGAUCUCUGUUGUCUGAGUGGGUGGAGGAUUGUGAUUACUUUCAUGCGACGUAGAUUAGGAUGCGGGAAGUGCAGGUGCUAGCAGAGGAAAAUACCAGUAGUAUGCAUUUAUAUUUCGAUGUAUACAGGUGAAUGCAGCUUAUACUUUGCUAGCUCGGAGUAUCACAUAUAUGGACACAUUCUCCUUUUCAAGUAUUCCACAAAUUCUGAAUGAUUUUUUUGAUGUC
Messenger RNA from Physcomitrium patens, 1807 nucleotides. RefSeq lists its product as uncharacterized. The record is from RefSeq and is a predicted model, not a curated record. Lineage: Eukaryota; Viridiplantae; Streptophyta; Bryopsida; Funariales; Funariaceae.